Sus scrofa (pig) is the source of this 11672-nucleotide messenger RNA. RefSeq names its product collagen type XIX alpha 1 chain (gene COL19A1). NCBI's taxonomy places the organism in Eukaryota, Metazoa, Chordata, Mammalia, Artiodactyla, Suidae. The record is from RefSeq and is a predicted model, not a curated record. Gene Ontology annotation, molecular function: extracellular matrix structural constituent conferring tensile strength. Gene Ontology annotation, biological process: extracellular matrix organization.
CUCACUACAUACACUAUCUCUACACACACACACACACACACACACACGCUUAUACAGGGAUCAGGAGAAAAAUGUCACCUUCAUAUGUUGUAAGGAAUCCCAAAGAGUUCAAAACCCAGGAUUUGUAGUUAGUACCAAUCCACAGAAAGAUAUAAUAUUUAAUAUCACAAAAUAAUGGACUUUGAGACAAACCAUGCCUCACAACCUCGAAUAUGACUAGAAUCCCGGCAGGCUCUCUUAACUUUGUCUAAACUGACAUAAAAGUAAAAAAUGAAACAUAAGUGGUACCGUUUUUGUUUUGUUUUGUUUUUCAGCUCAAUUGUUAAAAAGCCAGUUAGCUACCUGUGAAUGUUCGCCGCAUACACUAUACUUUGAAGACACGUCACAAUCAGAAGUGCCAAACUCUUAAGCGCUUGCACCUACCCGACCAUCUAUCUGGAAAACCGCUAAUAAAACAGAAACCUGCAAGGCAUUAUUGCCGCCUCAGAGGAGACGUGUUUGUAAUUAAGUAAACCUGGGCCUGAGUUGGCAGAGUCCUGUCUCGCGGAGUCCUCCGUCCUCGCCGAGUGGGAGGGUCACACGGGGAGAGACUAAUAAGGGCAGUGAUGCGUCCCCCUUCCCCACUCGCAGGGCUCUCACUGCUCGCGGUGCGGCAGCCGCGCGCGGACUCCGCUGCGCCUCCGAGGGGGCCAGGCACGCGGUCAAGAUCUGUGGCCACUGGUUCCCAUGGUUUCGAGGCACCAUGAGGCUCGCUGGCUCCUGGAAACUUUGGCUUUGGGCAGCACUUCUCCUGCUUCCUGCUUCCACUUCCGUGACGGUUAGGGACAAGCCAGAAAAGCAGUGUCCUGUACUGAGAACAGAGGAGCAUCAGUUUACACAAGACAAUGGAGAUAAACUUGAAGUUUCAGGUUUUGACCUAGGAGAGAGCUUUUCUAUGAGACGUGUGUUUUGUGAAGGUGAUAAAACCUGUUUCAAAUUGGGAAGUUCACUUCUUAUUAGAGACACCAUUAAGGUAUUUCCCAAAGGCCUUCCUGAGCAUUUCGCGAUGGUGGCCAUGUUUCGGGUACGAAGAAGCACCAAAAAGGAACGGUGGUUUCUGUGGCAGGUUUUAAACCAGCAGAAUAUGCCACAGGUGUCUAUAGUAAUUGAUGGUGGAAAGAAGGUGGUGGAGUUUAUGUUCCGAGCUGCCGAGGGAGAUGUGUUGAACUUCAUUUUUAAAAAUCGAGAACUCCGUUCUUUGUUUGAUCGUCAGUGGCAUAAACUUGGCAUUGGCAUACAAUCCCAGGGCAUUUCACUCUAUAUGGACUGUAACUUAGUUGCAAGCCAGAAUACUGAUGGAAAAGGUGCUUUGGACUUUCGUGGAAGGACAAUUAUUAUGGCUCGAGCUUCAGAUGGCAAGCCUGUGGAUGUUGAACUUCACCAACUUAAAAUCUACUGUGACUUGAACUUCAUAGCUCAAGAAACUUGUUGUGAGAUGUCAGACACUAAGUGCCCAGAGCAGGUUGGCUUUGGAAGUACUGCAUCUUUAUCAGUACCUGCGUAUGCCAGUCGAAUGUCUGCAUUUCUGCCAGCAAAGCAGGAACUAACAGACCAGUGCCAGUGUAUUCCAGAGAAGGGAGAAGCAGGAUUACAGGGAGCUCCAGGCUCACCGGGCCAGAAAGGAGACAAAGGACAGCAGGGUGAAGUUGGUCUUAAAGGUGAAUCAGGCGCUCCUGGAAUUCCUGGUGAAAAGGGUGAAAAUGGUUUACAUGGAGUUCCAGGAUUACCCGGUCAAAAGGGAGAGCAAGGUUUUGAAGGCCUUAAAGGAGAAAUUGGUGAAAAGGGUGAACAAGGAGAAAAAGGAGAUCCAGGUUUGGCUGGCGUUAAUGGCCAAGAUGGUUCGAAAGGCGAUGUGGGUCCUCGUGGUCCACCUGGCCCAAAAGGAGAAAAGGGAGAUAUGGGACCUCCAGGACCACCAGCCUUAACUGGUUCCCUGGGGAUACAAGGCCCCCAAGGUCCACCUGGAAAAGAAGGUCAGAGGGGAAGACGAGGAAAAACAGGUCCUCCAGGAAAACCAGGACCUCCGGGACCACCCGGACCUCCUGGAAUACAAAGAGUACAACAGACCCUCAGUGAAUAUUAUCACAAGGGGAAUCUUGAUGAACAUGGAGCUGGUGGCCCAAAAGGAGAGAAGGGUGAAGCUGGACCACCAGGAUUUCCAGGCUCUAUUGGCCCCAAAGGUGAAAAAGGAGAAUCUGGGGAGCCCUUUACAAAAGGUGAAAAGGGAGAUAGAGGAGAACCUGGAAUAACAGGAUCACAGGGAAUAAAGGGUGAGCCUGGAGACCCUGGUCCCCCCGGUGUAAUAGGAAGCCCAGGAUUAAUGGGUCAACAAGGACCUACAGGCCCUAUGGGCCCCAGAGGACCACCAGGAGAUGUUGGAUUGCCAGGAGAACAUGGUAUCCCAGGAAAACCAGGCAUUAAAGGAGAAAAGGGAGACCCAGGUGGGAUUAUAGGCCCUCCUGGACUUCCAGGUCCAAAAGGUGAGGCUGGUCCUCCAGGAAAAAGCCUGCCAGGGGAACCAGGAUUAGAUGGAAAUCCUGGAGUACCUGGUCCACGAGGACCAAAGGGGGAAAGAGGACUGCCUGGUGUCCAGGGCUCCCCAGGUGACAUAGGCCCACCAGGGGUAGGAAUUCCUGGCCAAACAGGCUCCCAAGGACCAGCUGGAGAGCCAGGUAUUCAGGGUCCUCGAGGUCUCCCUGGGUUGCCAGGAACUCCAGGGACUCCAGGGAAUGAUGGAGCUCCAGGAAGGGAUGGAAAGCCAGGUCUGCCAGGCCCCCCAGGUGACCCGAUUGCUCUUCCUCUCUUGGGAGACAUCGGGGCCUUGUUCAAGAACUUCUGUGGCAACUGCCAAGCCAGUGUGCCUGGGCUGAAAAGCAACAAAGGAGAAGAAGCAGGUGCUGGUGAGCCUGGGAAGUUUGAUUCCAUUGUCCAUAAGGGUGAUGCAGGGCCACGGGGUCCUCCAGGAAUUCCAGGCAGAGAGGGACUAAAGGGGAGCAAAGGAGAGCGAGGCUACCCUGGGAUACCUGGGGAGAAAGGCGACGAGGGUCUUCAAGGAAUUCCAGGCAUUCCAGGUGCUCCUGGCCCAACUGGACCCCCUGGCUUGUUGGGAAGAACGGGUCAUCCUGGUCCCACGGGAACAAAGGGUGACAAGGGCAGCGAAGGACCUCCUGGGAGACCCGGACCACCUGGACCACCUGGUAUACCAUUCAAUGAAGGGAAUGGAAUGAGCAGUUUAUAUAAAAUCCAGGGAGGUGUGAAUGCUCCCAGUUUUCCUGGGCCACCUGGCCCCCCUGGCCCCAAAGGUGAUCCUGGCCCAAUGGGAGAACCUGGUGCAAUGGGACUGCCAGGACUUGAAGGAUUUCCAGGUAUAAAGGGAGAUCGUGGCCCAGCAGGUCCCCCAGGAGUAGCCGGAAUGUUGGGGAAACCUGGUGUCCCAGGGCCUCCAGGAAUUCCAGGAGAACCAGGGGAGAGAGGACCUGUUGGAGAUGUAGGAUUCCCUGGACCAGAAGGACCUUCCGGAAAGCCUGGAAUAAAUGGCAAAGAUGGAUUACCAGGUGUGCAGGGCACCAUGGGUAAGCCUGGAGAGAGAGGCCCCAAGGGAGAGCGGGGUGAUCAGGGAAUUCCAGGGGACAGAGGCCCACAAGGUGAACGAGGAAAACCAGGCCUUCCUGGCAUCAAGGGGGCCAUAGGUCCUGUAGGGCCCCCAGGAAACAAGGGGUCACCAGGAUCCCCUGGGCACCAGGGCCCUCCUGACCCAGGCCUCCCUGGCACUCCGGCGGAUGUGGUUUCAUUUGAAGAAAUAAAGAAGUAUAUUAAUCAAGAAGUCCUGAGGAUUUUUGAAGAGAGGAUGGCUGUGUUCCUAUCCCAGCUCAAGCUACCAGCAGCAAUGCUGGCUGCUCAAGCUCAUGGGAGGCCUGGUCCACCAGGAAAGGAUGGGUUACCUGGGCCACCAGGAGACCCUGGACCCCAAGGCUACCGAGGACAGAAGGGAGAAAGAGGGGAGCCGGGAAUUGGGCUUCCAGGGAAUCCGGGUCUUCCUGGGACUUCAGCUCCAGGCUUGCCAGGCUCACCAGGGGCUCCAGGGCCCCAAGGCCCCCCAGGACCUAGUGGAAGAUGUAACCCAGAAGAUUGCCUCUAUCCUGUAUCCCACGGCCAUCCACGGACAGAUGGGGAAUAAGCACACCAGAGGAAGACAUGGUUCCGAGGCAUCUCUCCUUGCUGCUGGAGUUUCCUUCAUACUAUCAAACCCUCAUGAUAUGUGGGUGACUUUUCUUUUAUAUAGGCCAGACAUUAAAAGCAAAUAUUGGAAUCCUAUUCCAAUAGGAUAUGUGAUAUCAGCCUUUUUAAAAUUUUUCCAAAUUCAUUCCAUUUGUUUUGCUUCACCAUUGUUAUGAUUUUUAUUCAGGGUUUUCUAUGAAAUAUGUAAGCAAAUCUUAUCAUAAGUUCUUCUUCAAGAGGAAAUGACAUCUAUGGUUGGUAGCCUGAUGGUGAUGUACUUUUUAUAGUCUCAUCAAAUUGCAUUCGGCCUUUGGUUUUUCAGUUUUAAAGUUUCAGACAAAGUUUUCUUGGUGUUUAAAUUUACUAUCAUUGCUAAAAACUUCAUCAACUUUUUUGAUGUAGUGUGUGGCUCCUGCUGAAUGUUUUUUGACUACUUUUUAUAGUUUAAGAAUUCUUAUGCUAUCCUAUAUCCAUUCUAAUUAUGCAGAGAAAUAGGCAAUAAGAGCUUCACUUCAUAACAUAUUUUUUUGGGGGGAAAAAAAAACCAGGAGGCUGUUUUAUCAGGGAGCCCAAUAUCUACCAUAGCCAACUACUGAAAUGAUAUUAAUUCUGUGCAAUGAGCUCAAUUGAAAGCAACCCCACUGGCAUGAGUAUAUACUGCUCAUGCAUAAAAGAGGAGGAAAAACAGCAAAGCCUAGCACUGAGGUCCCUUCACUGAGUUUCUCUUGUGGGAAACAGCUAUUUUCCCUAAGAGGUGUUUGGUGGUGAAGGCACCAAGCUCUCUUUGUACUUUUGAAGCUUAAAGGGCCUUGCAAGGUCUUUGGACCCCCCGUAUCCGUUAUCCCUCUGACCUCAUCACGCUCAGACUUGAAGAACCAGCCAUCAGAGCAAAGGAUGGGAUUUGUGGCAACUGGGAAAGAAACCCCCUUUUCCUAGAAGACAAAUGUGUGAUGUCAGCCAAUGCCUAUGGACAAGCUGAAGCCUGGAACUGCUUACUGGAGAACGAUGUUUCUCAGAAGUUGCAGCAAGAGGUGCAAGGGCAGUAAAAGAGACCGAAUAUGCAACCAGCACAGAGACCAACGAGUCCGUGCCCUUUAGCGGAGACAGGCGCUACCACACCAAGUCCUCUGACUGGAAAUGAAAAUACAUGAUCACCAACCACAUGGCUAGACGGUAGUUUUAUUGCCUGGCUCUUGUGACUUUGAGAAGCUGUUAGUGGAAAAUAAACGAUUUUCUAGAACACUGGGCAUGAGGAUGUUGCUGAAAUCUAAGUGAUGAGUCCCAGGGAUCCUAAAGGCGCCACGCGCAGGGCCCUCCUACCUCGAACCUCUGAGGCCACGACUCUGCCGGGAGCAGCGUAGAUUCCAAUUUGGCUCGAGCCGUCUAGGCUGAUUGCUUUUAUCUCUUAAUUGAAAAAUGAGUUGGAAAGGCAAGCCCACUGAAGUUGGAAAAAAAAAAAAAUGUGAACAGGGUCGUGCAGGGAGCGUGCCUCCAUGAUGGCAGGCUUUGUUCAAACGCUCCCAAGGCUUGAACUGGUUUUCAUUGUAGAUGGAGGAACUGCUGGUCAGGUAGGGUCUACGUGACCAUGCAUACCUGCAACCUUUUGAUUAUUUCAUGUUGAAUUACGCUGUAUAUUUCACUUCUGAGUUUAUUUAUUUUUCUCUUCCAAGGUCAUUUUAUUUAUUUCAAGUGUUUUUAACUUUAAAUUGAUUUUCUUCAUUUUCUUUCCUGUGCAAUACUGACAAUGGUGCUGUGUUUUAGACUUAACACAAUCGUAAUAUACAUAGGCAUUUUCUUAGUAAAAUGAUUAUUUAUCCCCCCAAAAUGUACAGAGAUAUAAAAUCUGGUGCUAUGUGUAUAUUUUGAGCUUUUAAUUUGUGGAACUUUAAUUUGAAUUUUCUGAAAGCUGACAACACACCUACCACUCAUUAAUUUACUUGAAUUUGUCAUAAAACUAAACAUUUUUUAUGUUUUCUAAGAUUAUUUUUCAUAUUAAUUGGUGUCUUUAUCCUUUUGCCUCUUUGCUAAUCCAGAAGUACUUAUUUUAGUAUUUUACCGUUUUUUUCAUGAACUUUUUUUGCUAAUAGUGCUCGAUGUAUUUUUGUUUUCUUUGAGUCAAUCCCUUCACAUACAUAAGAAGACUUAAUUCAUUUUCUUGUUUUAUAAAUUCUGCUCAUUUUAAUUCCAGAGAAUAUGUCAUGUAUCCUUCCUUACCAACUCUAUCUUUAGGAACUUUCUUUUUCUAAAUUCCAUUAAUGCUGGCCUGGCUUAUUCCUGUUGCAAGAAUCUGAAUUUAUUCAGGUGAUUUGAAGAAUAGGGGAAUAGACUGUUAUAUGGUACGUAUGACAAAGCUGACCUGUCACAAUGAUUCAAGCUAUUUUUUAAAACUGACAUGUAUGACUCAGUCCACUUUGGGCAUAAUCAGCAAAACGGGGCUGUGUCACGGGGAGCGAACCUCUGCUCAGCCUCCUGUGUACCCACGGUCCUCAGCUCUGUACACAUGAGCUGCAGCAAGGGCAGCAAGAAAGCCUGUGUCCAGCUAAUACAACACCAAGGGGAGAUUCGGCAGUUGCCUGAUUCUUUUAAAAAGAAAGUGGAUAAUAUAAGGCCCCAAAGUAGAGUGUGACAUUUUCCCCUAACUAGGUGGUUGCCAGUUCUCUUGCAUCAUUGUGUUCCAUUCCAAAACAUUUGUUUACUUUCACACAGAUUUCAAUAAUGUCCACAGCAGGGAAGAGGAAUGAUCAUAUUUCCUGAAUUAGCUCUUGUUUGGACUCCAGACAAUAUAAAUGUUUAAAUCCAAAACAAUUAGAGGCCACGAUGGCAAUUAAUAAUUAAAACUGUGUUUGCCCUAUAUAAAUAUGUCUGAAUUCCAGUCUAACAUUUUCUGCCAAGAUCAGUUAACACUGUCAGAUAGAAAUCCUUCUACACAAAGAAUAAUAUAUGGCUUUAGUUAAUAUUUAUUGCCUUUGGAAUCUAAAGAAAAAAAAAAAAAGAAUUCAUGAGUUUGUUCAUCAUUCUUUCCUGCUAAAGACAUUGACCAUUUUCCUAACUAUAACAGAAACACAGCCAGUCUUAACUUUUGAAAUUUUUCACCUUGUGAUCAAAGUAAUUUAAUUAAUGACUUUAAAGUAAUCCCAUAUGCUUAUUUCCUAUUUCAUGACAUUGUUGAAACUUUAAAAUUUUAGUCAUUUUCAUUAUAGAAUUCAAGUGAUUAUCUUAGGAUAUGUUGUCUGUAUAAGAUGUCAUUUGAUAUUUUGAUUUUAAAGUAAUUUUUAUGAGUAUGUUUUAGAAGUUAAAGAAGAUUUAGCUUUUCUGCAGUCUUUCUCAUCUUUUGAGAGCCUGUGAUAUACCUCCUUUUGUCCACUAGAUGGUGUUUAGAGCAACUUUUAUCAGAAGAACUGAACAGAGGUUCAGAAAUACAAAGCUAGAAACAGUUUAGUGGACAACUAAGAUUCUUUGCUUUUACACUUAUUCUUUUUUACUCUUGUAAAUAACUUCUUGUUAUUUUAUGUUUUUUAUCUUGUUUUGUUAAUUUAUAUUUUCCUCAUGUUAAACAUCUUUAAGAAGCAGGCACAAUAACCUUUGGUUUGUUAGCUGUUUCAAUUUUAUUUCUUCAGUGGGUUUAUAUGCCUAGUUAACUUGAAAAUUUACUAUUUGUAACUUUAUUUUGUGUGCUACCCUCAUAUUUUAGUGAUUAACAUGAAAACACUUGAGUAAUCAUCCUACCCUUUGAACAGGAUAGAAAGUCUCUUUUGACAAAUAGAAAGAAUUUAGCUUAUCACAAGAAGUAAACCAUUUAUAGAAUUAAUCAAUGUCUAAAUCUCCAUAUUGUUCAAAGUAUUAACAAACUUUACAAUUAAAUUUGUAUAAUUAUAUUUUUCUAUAAAUGUAUCACUAUUUACAAAAGAUAAGGAACACUAUUUUUCAAAAUACCAUUUAAAUUUUCCUGACAUUGGUACUAAUAUCCUGAUACUGAGAACUUCCAGGUUAAGUUAUAUGCUUAAGUUUUUUCCAAUGAAUUCUCAGAACAGUUUUGCCAAUUUGUGCAUUGCUCUUGCUUUUAAAUUAUUUCUCACAUUUGUCUUGAGUCUGCCUUCUUAAUACACACAAGUGUUUGUCAUUGUGUCCCAGUGUUUGUUUUCAACACUCUAAGGGAGAAGGGUUGGACUCCUUUUAUACCACUCUCACAUAGAUUACACAGCCUUCCAAGAGGAAGAGAUGCAGACAAGAACGGAAUUUGUGUCUUUUAUGCCUGUUAUUUCAAAGCAGCUUAGCCCACUGAACUGUAUUCACUCAUUAGUAAAGGUAGCAUUAACGACAUCAAAGUGUUUAACUAUUAGGACUCUCAGGAAAAAAAGACAAAUUGAUGACUUUCGUUUUAUUGUGUGGUGAAGCUGGAGCUAUAACUUGAGCAUUUCACUCAACAAAAUCAUGCCAGAGUAACUGGUCGAGUUAGUUAAAUUGAAUGAAGAGCCAACUGAAUACAGAGAAAACUCAUCCAGAGAAGCAGACCCAGAACAGCAAAAAUUUACCUCAAAGACAGGCUUAUAAAAAACCAAGCUAAGUCUAAGAAGACCUAAAUGGAAAAAAAGUCAUCUUCAGAUCCAGUAGUGAUACAGAUUACAACUCAAGGAGUUGUCUACUUGCUUCAGGAAUUUGUCAAAAGUGAAUACUAAUAAAGUAGUAGAUUUCACUAAACAUAGGGGGUAGUUCAGUAAGAUUUCAGUUUAUCAGAAGGGUGUGUGUUGCUUGACCAUAAUAAGCAUGUGGGUAUACAGAUGCUAAUUACAUUACAACUUUCUAUUUUGCUGUAUUAUUAAAAACACAUUUUAGGGAUUAAAUAUUCUUCAGUGUAUUAAUGUAUUUAAAUUCAGAAUGUUUUAUGGCAUAUUUUAUAACUAUUUAUUUUUAAAAUAAGAUUUAGGAUUAAUUUUUUUGCCCAUUUUGUUUGUCCACUAUCUUACCUCAUCAAGGUAUUUAAGAUUUAAUUCAACAUACUCGUGUUAAAUGGAAUGACACUAGUUUUAUGCUAAACCCCACGUGGAUAUAAUGCUUUGAGGCCUUGGUUCCUAUUUGUUCAUGAUGUAUAACGAGCUUGUCACUUAUCUCAGCAAUAAAGGAUUUGACCCUAAAUCAGGGAAUUCUAAGGUGCAGUUGUUAAGAGCAUUUCUUCUUUGGCUGCAGCUCCAUACUUCAGUCCAUCUUGGUGGGUCUCAACCUCAGGGAGGAUCCAAACACACUCAUACACCAAGCAUGAGCCCCACCGAUGCCCACAGAACCUUCACAUUAGCGUUUUGCAGGGUAUAGGCUGAUACCAUGCUGGUAAUGAUGCUUUUGUUUGUUACAUGAAUCAAUGCCUAGCUUGAAAUAACUAGGUUUAUAAAAGCCCAUCUCUGUGGCAGCUUGUGAAAAGCUUGGUCUAAUGACUUUGGAUGAGAAAAGCAGAAACAAAAGUCAGAGAGCAGACAGUCCUUUGUUACGUUUGUCCCACAAAGUGAUCUCCUUAGUAAAUCAUGUGGGCCUGAGCACAAGAAGAAACAACACAAUUAACUUUUCUCAUAAAUAAAAGCUCUUCCAUCAUUAGUGAUAAGCCAAUAGGCAAUAAGAGAUUAAAUACACAGCACAUUUCCUUAAUAGAAAUGAAUCACAUCAAAAUAUGCCAGUGGAUGUAGAUGUUUGCUGAGACAUAGCUAUUAACUCCCCUAACUCCUAUUAACUCCAUGCUUCCCUUAUGACAUAGUAAAUUAAGUAAAUUAACCAUGUGUUCUCUAAGGGAUAUUCUGAAGUCCUUUCACACAAAAAUUUUCAACUUGGAAGCCAGAGACAAAUUCAAAUAAAUCUUAGAAAGUUUCUUGGAGCCAAUUUCUGUCACCUCUUCUCUUUCUAGGUAUUGUUAGAAAAAUUCAAGUCAGGACAAGAUGUGAAGGCAUGUUAAGGGGAAAGUUAGCGUGGAUUCCCACUUACUAAGAUUCAAAAUAAGGUCAGUCAGCAUCCUUUUUCUGGUAACCAGAUCUAACAAAUACAUUACACUUCCUCUGGUUAAUCAUUUAAAGAACAUUUGGGCAUGUAUAUUUAGACUCAUACAAACUUACAGUUAACCAAUUGUCAUUUAAUAUUUACUGAGCCAUAUGCACUGGCACUGCCAUGUCCUGGAUCACAAGCUCACUAAAAAAGACUAAGUACACAACUGGAAAGUAUUUAUUUCACUGUAGGAAAAAAGAAAAAGACUUGACCUAUAUUUAUUGAACAGAACUGUUCUUUUUCUAGAAAGAGUUUUUAAAUAAUUUAUGUCUAUUUCCUGUUUGUAAACAGCAAGAUUAUUAGUUGGCUAGUGUUUUUUUUUUUUUUUUUUACUAUUGCUUUUUCACAUCUUUUGCCAGGGCUCCCAGAAAAUUCUUAAAAGCAACUUUCUUGAUAUAUAGGUGAUAUUAUGCAUUUCUAGUGUUCUUCCCCCUGUAUGGGUCUCUUUUUAAACUCAAGAGAUAUUAAACAUCAGAGAGGAUUUAACAGCCAAAAAAUUAAAUAAUACAGUCAAAGGUGAUCCUCUAAAGUGGGGAUUUACAUUAAUCGUAUUUCAGGUUGCAAAUAAAUCAGAUUUUACUAACUUUUGAUGUUUAAGAACAUCAAUAUCCCUUUAGUCAGCUUGAAAUGCUAUCCAUAAAUAAUCAAAUCAAUCUUAACUGAUGCAACUUCUCAUUCAUAGCUUCUGCUAGACAAAGUCAAUUAUCCCAAACUCUGCAGGGGAAUGCAUGUGCUCAGUCACACUGGGAAGUGAUUUCCAUAGUUCUUAACCAACCUGUCAGAUAUUAGGGAUGAAAAUCACAUCAUGAUGCCAUAGAAGCACUGACUAGAAAUAAAUCACUUGCCCUUAAGUAACACGCCCGCUUCUAACCACCUGUAAUUAUUCCACACUCUUCUCCCAGAAUGUGCUUCAGGUGACAUUUCAUCCAACUUUGAGAAAUAUCUCAGAGGUUUUUAAGAUUUCUGUUUUGCUAGAGAAGGAGAUUUGUUCUAAUUCAAUACUUAUCAGCUCUCUUUCAAGGAGAAGAUUUGCGGGAUACAUUUCUUUGCAAUUUCACAGUCAAGUAUUUACUUACUGCUUCUAUAAACAAUUUUGCCGAACUGGAUUUAUAACAGAGUGUUCCCGCCAUUUGGAAUGUGCUGGUUUUGCACAAUCUCUCUGUAAGUGGUUGUUUCCAGGAUUUCUGUAUUUGUGGAGCUUGUGGUACAGCCUUUUGUAUAUCAAGUUUGUGAAACAGUUGAAUGAACUUUCUUUGAAAUUUUAUUUUUUUUAAUUUUCUUAUGACUAUGAUAUUAUAGAACUGAGACACAUGUAUUGGGUUAUCUAAUUUUUCUUUUUUUGUAUUUGAUUCUGUCACUCCAGUUAAAAUAAAACCACCUUGGGUGAAAAGACA